UAUUUCUCGAAAUUGGAUGGUUUUAGGCACAUUUUUUGUGUCACCUGACUUAUUAUGCAAUAAGAUGACAUGAUAGGGUUUGUGCCGAAAACUCACCUCCGGUACGUACAAUUUAAGACUCGAUACGCCACUGAUAAGACAGACACCGUUACUGUUAUAGAAAUGUUCCUGGUGCUAGUCGUUGUCCUCUCUUUAGGUCUAGCCCAGGGUGGCACUUGGAGUAAUCCGACCUGUGCCCCGGGCCGCCACACAAUCACGCACCUGUUUGAGUGGAAAUGGAGUGACAUAGCCGCGGAGUGCGAACGCUUCCUAGGUCCCUAUGGUUACUGUGGAGUCCAGAUUUCGCCGCCAAAUGAGAACCGAGUUGUUACCAGUCCAAACAGACCAUGGUGGGAAAGGUAUCAACCCGUGUCUUACAAGCUGACCACCAGAAGCGGUAACGAGGACGACUUCCGGGACAUGGUACAGAGGUGCAAUAAGGUCAAUGUCCGAGUGUACGCCGAUGUGGUGAUCAAUCACAUGACCGGGUCUGGGGGUUCAGGAACAGGCACGGGCGGAUCUCACUGGGACGGAAACAGUCUGAGUUAUCCCGGCGUGCCGUUCUCAUCAUGGGACUUCAACAGUGGCUCUGAAUGUCAAACAGGAGACGGCAACAUCCACAACUACAACGAUCCAAACGAAGUCCGAAACUGUCGAUUGGUCAGCUUGGUGGAUCUAAAGCUUUCCAAAGACUACGUCCGAGACACAGUGGCGGGUUAUUUAAAUCAUCUGAUCAGUCUGGGGGUGGCUGGGUUUAGGGUGGACGCCGCGAAACACAUGUGGCCUGGCGAUCUUCGCUCCGUGUUUGGCAGACUCAAUGGUUUGAACACCGCCUACUUCCCGUCAGGAACCAAGCCCUUUAUCUACCAGGAAGUGAUUGACAUGGGGCACGAGGCUAUACACGCGUCGGAGUACACCGGAUUUGCACGAGUUACAAACUUCAUUUAUGGAAUCAAAUUGGCUGAUGUAUUUAGACACAGAAAUCAAGCGAAAUGGCUGCGUACUUGGGGUCAACAGUGGGGCAUGCCAAACUCAAAUGACGUCGUUGUGUUUAUAGAUAACCAUGACAACCAAAGGGGCCAUGGUGGCGGAGGGGGCGUUUUAACAUUUUUUGAACCACGUGCUUACAAAAUGGCGACAGAGUUUAUGUUGGCGCAUCCUUACGGUUUUACAAGGGUGAUGAGUAGCUAUAAAUGGAACAGAAACAUCCAAGGUGGUGAUGACAUUAAUAACUGGCAAGGCCCUCCUCACAAUGGCGACAUGAGCAUCAAAGGAGCGACAAUUCAAUCCGACAUGUCCUGUGGAAACGGAUGGGUUUGUGAGCAUAGAUGGCGUCAGAUUUACAACAUGGUCGCUUUUCGUAAUGUUGUUAUGGGAACGACGAUGGCAAAUUGGUGGGACAAUGGUGACUACGCCAUCGCUUUCUCCAGAGGAAACAAGGGAUUCAUCGUAAUAAACGCGGGUACAACGGACAUCAAUGUAAACCUUCAAACCGGUCUACCGCAAGGCACAUACUGCGACGUCAUUUCCGGUGAUUACAAUAACGGAGGGUGUACCGGAAACCAAGUGCACGUGGGAGGUGAUGGGCACGCUCAUUUCCAUAUCAGUCACAGCAGCGAUGAUCCUGUUGUGGCAAUUCAUAUAGGCGCCAAAAAGGGAUCGGAGAAGAAAGUAACGACGUAACAUUACAUGCAUUUUCUUUUGUAUUUCAUCAAAUAAACUAGAUAUAUUUCA
Messenger RNA from Ostrea edulis (European flat oyster), 1773 nucleotides. RefSeq names its product alpha-amylase-like. Gene Ontology annotation, molecular function: cation binding; alpha-amylase activity. Gene Ontology annotation, biological process: carbohydrate metabolic process. Bases 70 to 1722 code for a protein of 550 amino acids. NCBI's taxonomy places the organism in Eukaryota, Metazoa, Mollusca, Bivalvia, Ostreida, Ostreidae. The transcript has 8 exons. The record is from RefSeq and is a predicted model, not a curated record.